Venustampulla echinocandica is the source of this 2970-nucleotide messenger RNA. RefSeq lists its product as uncharacterized. Lineage: Eukaryota; Fungi; Ascomycota; Leotiomycetes; Helotiales; Pleuroascaceae. Gene Ontology annotation, molecular function: myosin II binding; syntaxin binding; GTPase activator activity. The record is from RefSeq and is a predicted model, not a curated record. Gene Ontology annotation, cellular component: plasma membrane; cytoplasm. Gene Ontology annotation, biological process: regulation of protein secretion; establishment of cell polarity; regulation of exocytosis. The transcript is spliced from 3 exons. The coding region runs from base 1 to 2970 and encodes 989 amino acids.
AUGGCAGCCUUUCUACGUGGGAAACAGGCCGGCAUCCAAAAUGACCUUUCGGCCGGUAUUAUACCAGGCUUGUUUUCUCCCGAUGACAGAGCUCGCUUUGGUAUUAACUCGCAAAUUGGCUCAUUAGCAUACGACCCGGUACAGUCUCUACUAGCAAUAGGUACGAAUGAGACCACCUUUGGCAGCGGCCAAAUUUACAUCUUCGGCCAGAGCCGUGUCCAAGCUACCUUUAUCCUUCCUCGACGGGCGUCAGUAAAAGCCCUCCAAUUCGUUGCCGACCGACUUGUCAGCUUGGAUUCAAAAAACGAGGUGAUAAUAUGGGACUUGCAAUCAGGGAAGAAGCAGGCAGUCUAUGCCCCGCCGGGAGUAGUGACAGCUAUGGUCACUGAUCCGAUGAUCGACUGGGCCUUGAUAGGGUUACAAAACGGGGAUGUCAUCGCGUAUGAUUUGGAUCGAGAAAAAGCAGCACCGCUUCGGCUUCCGAACUUUUGGCGUGAGAAGAGCCCAAGAUCUCGACUACUCUCGGUUGUAUCUAUGCAAUUACACCCUCGGGAUAUCGGCCAGCUCUUAAUCGGAUACACCGAAGGCGCGGUGAUAUAUUCUUUCAAACAGAACAGGCCGAUCAAAUAUUUCCAAUAUGAGGUGCCAUCUGGAGCCCCAGGUGGGACCGCAGACCCCAUGUCUAUGGGAGACAUAAGGCGCCCUCGUCUAACACAGGUAUUUUGGCACCCAACGGGAACAUUCGUAGGAACCGCUUAUGACGACGCUACUAUGGUCAUCUGGGAUCCCAAGGAUGGCCGUGUUGUCAUGGCAAGGACUUUAACUGAUACAAAUGUCAACAUCCCAGGAAAGCGUUCAAAAAAUUCCAACGAUGCCGAAACUUUUGCUUUGAAAGAACCGUUUGCUCGGAUAGUUUGGUGCGCAAAAGAGAAUCCGGAUGAUACGGGAAUCCUCGUAGCAGGAGGUGUUAACACAACCGUGCCACAAACGGGGAUGACAUUCUUUGAGUUAGGUCCUACCCCUGUCUAUGCAACAUCAUCAUGGCAAGUCCUCACAGACCAUUUCGAGGGCAAACGCCAACGUCUCCUCCCAACGCCCCCAGGCGCGGAGGUCGUCAAUUUCUGUCUUAUCCCUCGUUCUUCUCCUCAUUUUGCCGGCGCUCAGGAUCCUAUUGCUAUACUCGCGCUUCUCACAUCUGGAGAGCUUAUUACACUGAGCUUUCCAAGUGGCUAUCCUAUCUCACCCACCAAUAUUCUUCCUCCAUCCGUAUCAUUUGUUCAUCCGUUUGUUACCUCAAUAGCAGUGACUCCGUUAGAUCGCGGUCGAUGGCUUGGUAUGGUAGAAAACCGGCAACAAGGGCCGCAGCUGUUGAAAGGUGGUGCCGAGGGUAUCAAGCCGUUGAGAAAGUACGAAUCACGAAACAUCGUUCAAAUGGCACAUGGUGAUGGCACGGUCCGUCUAUGGGAUGCUGGGCGAGGGGACGAGGUCGAAAAUACUCUCACAUUACAAGUCGAUAUUGCCAGGGCUCUCGGCCGGUUUGACGACGUCAAUAUCACAACCAUGAGCCUGGGAGCUCAAACUGGAGAGUUCGCUAUUGGUACCCAGACUGGUGAAGUUGUGAUGUAUCGCUGGGGCGGUAAUAAACGAUACGGUCGAGAAUCACAACCAACUGUUGAGGUUACUCCCGGAGGCCUUACAGAUAUCGAGAGCCGUGCAGAGCCUAGCCUCAAGGAAGGCCUUCAGCCGUUCGUGCUCUACGACACGAAUCAAGGACCUAUACGCGCAGUUAAGAUGUCCGAUGUGGGUUUUGUCGGAGUGGGGACUGAGAACGGGAUGUUCUCUAUCAUCGAUCUCCGCGGCCCGGCUGUCAUAUUCAGUGCUUCCAUGAGCGAGUUCGCCAAAUCCGAGAAGCGUAGUAGCUUCAUAAAGAAAGGUAGCAGUCAAACUUCCGCAAAACCAGAUUGGCCGGUUGUCAUCGAGUUUGGUGUUAUGACUCUUGAAGGUGAUAAUUACUCGAGCAUUGCAUGCUUCGUGGGAACAAAUCUUGGCAAAGUCAUCACGUUCAAAAUUUUGCCACAGAGUAAUGGUGGAUACACGGCUCAAUUUGCUGGUGUAACAGCGCUUGGUGAUAGUGUUAUAUCUAUCAACCCUAUAGUCGCUAGCACCGGAAGGAUAGCUGCGGCAACUGGAGCAACCGUCGGAGCUCUGCGAACUGGCCAGCAGACUAAUGGCACACUUCUCGUUGUCACUCAAUCAGAAGUCAGAAUAUUCAAGCCGGCGACAGCCAAGGGAGCCCACAAGGCUUUCGAUGACUUCUUCUGUGAAUCUGCCUCCAUCACCGAAUUCGAGGGUCACGGGUUUGCGCUUGUUGGCAUAUUCGGCGAUGGUACGGCACGAGCAUUUUCGAUCCCCUCCCUGAAGGAGAUAAGCGCGGCUAAAAUAGAGAUGCUCGAUAAGACGAGAAUAUCAAGCACAAUCGUCACACCGUCAGGGGAUAUUUUCGGCUGGACAGGCCCCUCAGAAGUUGCUAUGCUUAGUGCAUGGGGCUCCGGCCAACCUCUUCCCCGCACUCAGGACAAUCUGUACAACCCAGAAGCUGUAGUCCCACCUCGGCCUACAAUAUCGAACUUGCAAUGGAUUUCAGGAACCCAGUAUGUGAGCCCAACGGAUCUUGACUUGCUCAUCGGGGGUCCAGAUCGCCCACCUAGCAAGCGUAUGCUGGCAGCAGCAGCGGAUGAAGACCGGGCUGCCCGUUCUGGCGGGCCAAGCAGAGCUGGCGCACAGACGGAGGGCUGGGGAGACUACAUGACGAGGCAAUUGAAUGAAAGGACCGAAAGACUUAAUAUUGUAGGAGAUAGCAUGGACAGAGUGCAAGAAAAUAGCGCUGGGUGGGCGGAGGAUGUCAGCAAGUAUGCCUCGAAGCAGAAAAGGAAUCUCGUUCUUGGGAGCAUCACUGGUAAAUGGUUCUAG